Messenger RNA from Jatropha curcas, 861 nucleotides. Lineage: Eukaryota; Viridiplantae; Streptophyta; Magnoliopsida; Malpighiales; Euphorbiaceae. The record is from RefSeq and is a predicted model, not a curated record.
AUGACUUGUCCUUUCCUCGGGUUCUUGCAUAUAGUCUCCAAGGACAAGAUCCAAAGCAUCUAUAAUCAACCUUAUGUCCUGGUUCUUAAUAGGAAGUUGCUCACGAAUGGGGAGCGUUACAGGCUUCACCUUAGUGUUGAUCCUUAUUGUGCCAUUUGUGCAGGUCACCUUAGUGUUGAUCCUUAUUGUGCCAUUUGUGCAGGUCUGGUGGAGGACGAGUUACAUGUCCUACGUGAUUGUUGCUUCGUGAAGGGUCCUUUGGAGCACGAUCUUAUUGUCUGUUGCUGGAAGAUUUGGGAAAGGAGAAAUAAAUGGAUUUUUGGUGAUGAGCACAUUUCCAUUUAUGGGACGUUACAAGAUAUUAUGUCAUUGGCUUCUGCUAUUCAUGAGCCAAAUUGUAUAGGUCUGAGUAUGAGAGCUUAUGGAGGUGGUCUGCUCCGAAACAUGAAGGUAAAUGGCUCGCAUGUUUUUGUUUCUAAUUUUGGUUCAUGCUCGGUCCUCAACGCUGAGCUGUGGGCGAUGCUAGAGGGCUUGUAUCUGGCUAAGGGCCAGGGUGUAUCUCAUCUUCUUAUUGAGUGUGAUAACACAGUCGCAGUCCAGUUAGUUCAGGGCCAAACUCAGUCCUCUGGUGUUGUUCAAAAACUAGUGCUUCUGAUUCAAAACAUUCUCAACAGUGAUUCGCAAUGUCAGGUUGUUCAUGUUUACAGGGAAGCCAACUGGUGUGCAGACUAUUUGUCAAAGUUUGCAGGAAGUUUUUCUUUUGGGUCUCAUUUUCUGCAAGAUCCUCCACAUGGGCUAUGUCAAUGGAUUAUGCAUGAUUCUAUAGGGGUAGCCUAUCCUAGGCUUUGUAUCUCUACUUAG